Molecule: messenger RNA, 1578 nt
Organism: Trichosurus vulpecula (common brushtail)
Lineage: Eukaryota; Metazoa; Chordata; Mammalia; Diprotodontia; Phalangeridae
Gene: CASP7
Product: caspase 7
Exons: 7
Coding region: 221-1141 (306 amino acids)
Biological process (GO): proteolysis; apoptotic process
Cellular component (GO): cytoplasm
Source: RefSeq, a predicted model, not a curated record
GCGUCGUCGCUGCCAUUGCGGACCGCGGACGCGGACUGACUUGACCGGCCCAGCGGACCUACGGUGGCGGGGCUCCACCCCAAGCCGGCCUCGGCUCCGCCCCUCUCCCCAUUUUCAUUUUCGCGCGCUAGGAGCGAUAUAACCUAGGCGGGUUGGCACCGGAGACCGCUCUGUUUGCAACGUUUCCUCUUUACCUCCUCCAAGAUCCGCGGUAGACACGAUGGCUGAUGAGUUGGAGUCUUCGGUGCGGCAGGGAGCAGGUGAUGUAGAAGACGAAGAAGAAAAUGACCACGUAGAUGCCAGACCCGAUCGAUCCUCCAUCAUGUCAGUGCUCUGGAAAAAGAAAAAUGCAUCAGAGAAGUCAAACCAGUCCCUGCAAGACCAUAAGCGAGUAGUCGUGCCCAAAUUCCAAUAUAAUAUGAAUUACAAGAAGGUUGGCAAAUGCAUCAUAAUAAAUAACAAACACUUUGAUGAUAGAACCCGCAUGGGUACAAGGAAUGGCACGGAUAAAGAUGCUGAAGGACUAUGCAAAUGCUUCAGAAACUUAGGAUUUGAUGUGACAGUUUAUAACAACCGCUCUUGCUCUGACAUGCAGAGCCUGCUCAAACAAGUUUCUCAAGAGGACCAUAGCGACUCGGCCUGCUUUGCCUGUAUCCUUCUGAGCCAUGGAGAAGAGGACCUAAUUUACGGGACAGAUGGAGUCACUCCAAUAAGAGACCUGACUAUCAACUUUAGGGGAGAUAAAUGCAGGACCCUCUUAGGGAAACCCAAAUUAUUUUUCAUUCAGGCUUGCCGAGGUUCUGAGUUUGAUGAUGGGAUCCAGACGGACUCCGGACCUAUAAAUGAUACAAAUGCUAAUCCUGGAUGCAAGAUACCGGUUGAAGCCGAUUUUCUCUUUGCCUAUUCAACAGUUCCAGGCUAUUAUUCAUGGAGGAAUCCAGGAAAGGGCUCUUGGUUUGUGCAGGCCCUCUGCUCGGUCCUGAAUGAGGACGGGAAAAACCUGGAGAUCAUGCAGAUCCUCACUCGAGUGAACUACAGAGUGGCCAUGGACUUUGAAUCUCAGUCCGACGACCCGUCUUUCAAUGAGAAGAAACAGAUUCCUUGUAUGGUCUCCAUGCUCACCAAAGAACUCUACUUUUGACAAUGCACCCAACUGCAGCAAGAUUUCAAUCAGAAACUAUUGAUCUUUCUCAUUUAAAAAAAAAACUUUUAAUUUGUUUUGAUGUUACAAUCGAUGAUCUUAAAUCUCCAGAAGUGUUUAAUUGCAGGGAAAAUCAUCAGUCCAGUGGAGAACAUUUCUAAUAUUCCUUGGUGCUUUUGUGAAUUUUCGAUGGGACUAUAAUUUCUUAAUUAUAGUUUUGUUUCAUGACCGUUUGUAAUUAUCUCAGGAUUAAGAGAUAAUGGCCAAAGGCUUUGUUGAUGAUUUCUUUUAAAUCUUUAUGGAAUGUGAUGCAAACAACAAAAGUGACCUCUCGGUUGGAUGUUCAGGGUGUGCCUCUUGCUUGUUAAUGAACAUGUAAAGAAAUACACAUCUACAUCACCAAAUAAAAUUGCUGCUGACAGCCUUGGAAAGAAUCA